UACACUACUUCGCAUCUCCACUCACCCGAGUCAAAUCAUGGCAAUAAUCUCCGAGUUUCAGGAAGAAGAGGCGAAACUCUCGACUUCUUCAUCGCCGCCACUGAAAGCGGUUCCGUUUAACGCGAGCUUGGAUCCAUCCGAUCCAGUUGGGUUUUUGGACAAAGUCUUCGAUUUUCUGGCCAAAGAAAGUGAUUUUCUUCGGAAAGAGAACGUCGAUAAGGAGAUUGCGGCUAUUGUGAGAGUUGCGAAGGAGAAGGACAAGAAGGCUGAAGAGGUGGCUCCGAAGGUGGAGAUAAAGGAGGAAAUUAAAAAAGAGGAGGUCAAGGAGGAAGUGAAGAGUGAGCCAAUGAAGGUUGAUAAAAAGGAAGAAGAGAGUAGCUCUGGUUUGAAAGCUCCAAACAAAGGCAAUGGUCUUGACCUGGAGAAAUACUCUUGGACACAAACCCUGCAAGAGGUCGCUGUUAAUGUUCCAGUUCCCAGUGGAACAAAAUCAAGGUUUGUUGCAUGUGAGAUAAAAAAGAAUCAUCUCAAAGUUGGAUUAAAGGGCCAGCCUCCUAUUAUUGAUGGGGAACUUUUCCAAGCUGUCAAACCUGAUGAUUGUUACUGGAGCAUAGAGGAUGGUUGUGCACUGUCAAUCCUUUUGACCAAGCACAACCAAAUGGAGUGGUGGAAAUCAUUGGUGAAAGGGGAUCCUGAAAUUGACACUCAGAAAGUUGAACCGGAGAACAGCAAACUGUCUGACUUGGAUCCCAAAACACGGCAAACCGUAGAGAAGAUGAUGUUCGACCAACGACAGAAGGCCAUGGGCCUUCCAACCAGUGAUGAGCUUCAAAAGCAAGAAAUUCUGAAGAAAUUCAUGUCUGAGCAUCCUGAGAUGGAUUUUUCAGGGGCAAAGCUCAUGUAAGCCAUGGGAGUGGAUCUCAGUUUUUAUGUUUAGUUUUUCCUAUAAUCCUUUCGGGUGGGGCUUGUUUUGGGCGCUGAAAUAGAAAUGAACACUGUUCAUAGUGGAUAUUUACAAAACAUUUGAGAACAUCAGAUUUUAUUUGCCUUGAAUUUAAGAGUAAUUCAAGA
This is a messenger RNA of Hibiscus syriacus, 1071 nucleotides long. Its product is annotated as protein BOBBER 1-like. Lineage: Eukaryota; Viridiplantae; Streptophyta; Magnoliopsida; Malvales; Malvaceae. The record is from RefSeq and is a predicted model, not a curated record. The coding region runs from base 38 to 904 and encodes 288 amino acids. The transcript has 6 exons. Gene Ontology annotation, cellular component: cytoplasm. Gene Ontology annotation, biological process: protein folding.